CUCUUUGUUGCAAAAUGUUUUGUAUAUUAAAAAAGAAAAACUCUGCUUCACGGGGUCCUAAAGUUUAACACAUAUCAGUGCAAACAAACUUUGCACCAAAGAGAGGCAACUAAGAGCAACUACUGCAUUGCACCGUGGUGUGAGUAAAUCUGCGUGACUCUGUCCCUCAUUUCAGAGAGCGCUUUGAUGUCAGUGGAAUAAGCUGCAGCUCAUUGAAGGAACAUCAAAGAUACCCCCCACCCCACCCCAGCUUCACAACCAUGCGCUGCUUUGAAACAUGUUUGGAAAUGCCGUGGGGUUCCCGUUAUCUUUUUCACAAUUAAAGGCUUAUUAACCGCCUGUUAAUACUAUCAAUUAUUCCAGAAUGUGAACAGUAACUUUGGGGAUCAAGGGCGUAGCUAUUUGGAAUUUGUGAUUUGAAGAAAGGGCAUCAUAAUGCCUCUUUUCUUCAGGUUGAGCCCUCUCAUUCUGCUUUCAGAUCACUGAUUAAACUCCCUUUGUUUGUUUCUUUAAUUUGACCUCUCAGCACUUGUCUGGUGUCAUGCCCGCAUUAGAUUGGUGUUGGGGUUUUUUCUACAGUCAUCUUUGCUGCCCUUCAGCAAGUGUGCACAUAGGUGUGAUGGAAGCAGCCUUAAAGUGCUUAAUUUGCAUGGUUUGUUACGUUCCAUUGUUUCACUAUGUAUUUUGUAUCGGAAGCUCUCUAAGCUGAAUGAUGUCAGCAUGCCUUUUAAGCUAUUACAUCUGAUGACAUCAUCUACUGUGUGUAUAUAUAUUGUUGUGUUUUACAAAGUUCUCCAUAGCUGCGGGAUGCACUGACUAUGGGAAUCAGUAGCAUUGUUAUAAUUUGAAUCACUGUGUCUAACAUUCACUCACCCGUCUAAGUGUUUGGACCCAUUACUAUUCCAGUCAUCUCAGUUUGUGAAGUAAUUCUAAUAAUAUUUUGAUUAAAUAUGUUUGAGAUCUUCUCAGUAUAAAAUCAAUAUGCCCAUCUCACCCAAACACACAGCACAACAAAUUGUUUUAUACUUAAUAUGCUUAGAUGUGUUACUUAGUUUGUGUUGUGGUUUUUGCGGCUGCUUCAAAUGGCACUGUCAUAUUAGGCAGCUUAAUAAUAGAAGAAAUAGUUAACUGUGAUCUUGUGGAUGGAGGAGCAACUUUUCCUGCGUCCAGGCUGGCCUAUUAGAAGCGCGUACCUAGCAGCCAAUCACAGGCACUCACUCCUCAGCUCCUCUAAUCGUGGAUUAGCCACAACCGACUGCAGUCUACAGCUCUGGGAGUGAAAGGUAGUCACUGCCAUUCAGCCUCGGUUUUAUUAUUAGCUCUCUUGGAUUUGGCAGCAGAUUUUUUUUCCCCUCUCUCUUUCUCUCUCUCUCUCAGCAGCAGCGACUUCUGCGUUGCGCAACCAAGUAGGCUGCACAUUUUGGGAUCUCAGGUAAAGGUGUGGGAUUACCGAAGAGACAAGCGACCAAAUACUUAGAAGCUGCUAUAGUAGGUCAGGUAGGACUCGAUCCAUGGCCCUUUAAUUUAAACCCACAACGUAGUAACGCCGCUCCGUUUAAAGCACCGCUCCGUUUUCGCUUCCCGAUGUUCAAGACGGCCAAUUACCCGAGCGUGGAUCCUGCGCCCACCAUCAUGCACGGCACUUGGUUUACCACGGGAUGCCGAGAAAACACGCCCGUGGCGGUGGAGAAACCUAAGAAAAAGGCGUUCAGCUUGGUCAAAAUAAUGUCUCUGAACAACAAGAAGGGGCACGGCCAGCAUCCGCACAAUAACAACAACAACACCAUGCCUUUUACGAUCCACUGUCAUUUCGGGAAAGAGAUAAAGCACAUUUGCAGCAAUUGCAGCCGCGGAAACGACACACAGGACGCGGAGGAAGUAGAGAGGCUUGCCGCCAUGCGCUCGGAGUCCUUGGUCUCUGGUACCCACACUCCACCCAUCCGUCGGCGGAGCAAGUUUGCAACUCUGGGGCGGCUCCUCAAGCCCUGGAAAUGGAGAAAGAAGAAGAGCGAGAAGUUCAAGCAGACAUCAGCUGCUUUGGAGAGGAAGAUGUCAAUGCGACAGAGCAGAGAUGAGCUUAUCAAGAGAGGAGUGCUGAAGGAGAUCUUUGAAAAAGCAACCGUUGAAUUCCGAUCCUCAAUGGAUGGCAGCGUCUGCACUCAGGAGCCCUCUAUGAAAUCGUCGAUGGUCUUGCCCACUAAGAAAUCUGUUGGCUAUCCAGGUGACCAUCAGGACAACCCUGCCAAACCACCGCUUUACCAUAAACAGCCUCCUGCUCUCCCCCCAAAGCCUUUCUCUAGGAUCCCAAACCACAGCACAGAUUCUUGCCAGCCAAUGAAGUUGCCCUGUAUGCCUGGGGGAAAGCACUCUCCACCUCUGCCACCCAAGAAAGUGAUGAUUUGCGUGCCUCCAGGGGGGCUGGACUCCUCCUCAUCCUCCCCUUCUCCAUCCCCCAACCCCCUCAACACUCUCCCACAAAAGUCUGCCCCUCCCCAGGGCAUGCCUUCCCUACAUGGCACCUUACUGCCCUCCCAGCUUGUCGGUCUAGCCGGUCUACACCAGAGCCACGGUCACCCGCUCCAGCUUCAGUACGGCAGCUUACACGCCCCCAGUCGGAUCAUCGAGGAGCUCAAUAAAACCCUGGCACUCUCCAUGCAGAGGUUUGAAAGCUCUGCUCUGCACGGCGGUGGUCAGUGUGCCCCCUUAGAAAGAAGAGAAGUGCCAUCUGUGAUCAUCGACUACGAGGACGAUAAGGAGAACCUGCCUAAUGAAUCUGACUAUGAAGAUCUACCCAGCAUGUAUAAGGAUGAGGAUGAUGAUGUGGAUGACGAUGAAGACGAUGAUGAAGAUGACGACUCAAUAUUUACAAGUACACUGGCUCAGAAGGUACUAAGAAAAGACUCUUUGGCCAUCAAGCUGAGUAACCGUCCAUCUAAGAGGGAACUGGAGGAGAAAAACAUCCUGCCCAUGCAGACAGAUGAGGAGAGACUGGAAUCUAGGCAGCAGAUAGGCACCAAACUCACAAGACGCUUGAGUCAGAGACCCACAGCUGAGGAGCUAGAGCAAAGGAACAUCCUCAAACCUCGCAAUGAGCAGGAGGAAAUGGAGGAGAAAAGGGAGAUAAAACGAAGGCUCACGCGAAAGCUGAGCCAGAGGCCCACUGUAGAGGAACUGAGACAGGCCAAAAUCCUCAUUCGAUUCAGUGACUAUGUGGAGGUGUCAGAUGCCCAGGACUACGACCGGCGGGCAGAUAAGCCCUGGACCCGGCUCACUGCAGCUGAUAAGGCAGCUAUAAGGAAGGAACUCAACGAUUUCAAGAGCAACGAGAUGGAAGUGCACGAAUCAAGUCGCCAUUUAACCAGGUUUCACAGACCAUAGUAGACCACCACUGUCUCGAGCAGUGCCCAACCGGCGCUCUCCUCCACUGAGAACCUUAAGUGCUGGACAGUAAAAUGGUGCCCGUUUCUACAAUAAGGCCAUGUCUUCUGAAAUGCCUUUUCAAGUCCCACACAACUGAGUCGGUACUACGCCACAAGACGCAGACACCCACUACUCCAUCCAUGUAGUAGCACACAAAGACUCCAGCCGAUUCACAUUGCCCCCGCCCUGUGUGGAAUUUGCUCGACUAUCUCUAAAACCUCUCUGCUGAGCUCUCAGGCAGGCACUCAGUUCUGUGGCGAUUGGAUAGCAGACCAGUUUUCUCGUUUGCGAUUGAUUGGCACACUUGUGUCAUCUACCGAGGGUAACUGUACCUUGGUAUGUCAAUAACACCAGUAGACUUGUCUCAGUGGACAUGUUUUUAUUCCUCUUCUUUAUUACGCUGUCACACCAGACUCCUCUAGCCCUUACGGACAGCUUUUGUGCCAGGAUGCAGGGUUGAUUGUUCUGAGCUCACUAUGUCAUCAGAAGCUCCAUCAUUACUACACCUGCUGGGACUUUGGAAACAGCUUAGAGAAACAGGAGGAAGGGCGGGAGGGAAGGAGGCGUCCAACAUUAAAAUCAUGUGCAAUACUUUUUUUUUUUUUUCCUUCUGCUUUUCUUAGACUAUAGCACCCCCUGGAGUGUCCUCUAUGUCGUUACUAUGUAGUCCUGACUUCUUUCAUGCACUUCUCACUGUACCGAAAAUGCUGACAUUUAAUUGCUAACUGUGAAUUUAAGAGUUGGGGCUAACGCCUGUACUGUCUCUCUCUUUAAUGUAUAUUUUGUUUAUACUGAAGAAGGUCGAAUUUAAAGAAGAAUCGCGUUUAACUGCAUUUUAUUCAUGUGGGUCUUAUAAAUUUACUGUCAAAAUUUGCAGCUGGUGGAUAUUUUCUGGUUUCCAGUGUGUGCAAGAAUGACCUGUUUUGUAUUAUUUUGACAGUGUUAACUGUUUUUUUGUUUUUUUUUGUUUUUUCUAGAGGCGCUCGGCUCAUAAACGAUUAAUUUACAUCUUUACAUGUCAGUGCUUUGAUGUGUGUGAUUUAUAUCAAGAGAUGACUCACCACAUGUCUCUUUUUCUUUUGCAGAAGUGUGUGAAAUGAUCUUUGCUCAUAACGUGCAUUGUAUUAUACACUUUACUUUUAUACUUGUGUCACCCAAGCUUUUGACGAAGCAAUACCCAGUGUUUAUAGAGAAAAGGUUAAACUGCAGGUGUACCCCCCCACACACACAUCAUUGUUUUUUACUGUGCGUACAUACUAUGCCUACACUUCAGGGUUUAAAGUUUUCUUUUAUACCUUACUUUAAAAAAACAAAAAGAGAAAAAAAAAAGGCUUUAUUCUGGGGGACUUUUUCAGCAAUUUUCUUGACUGAGCCACCUGAAAAUCUGCCUCUUUGACAGCUUUACCGACACAUUCGGACAAGAUUUGAUGGAACUCUCAACGAAAAAGGAUGCAUUCUCUAUUUCAAAAGAUUUGAGCACUGAUUUUAGUGUAUUCACUGAGUCAGGAUUUUUAAAUAUUUUUAUUCCUAAAUAUAGUUUGCACUGUUAAGAGUGUGGCUUUAAAGUGGCCGUUGUUUCAAGGUAAAGUCCAAAUGUGUAAAGUAUUGUUGGAUUUCUGAGGUGUAACCAGUGUGUCUCUUCACUUCAGUGGUCUUUGUUACCUGAUCAGCCACCCUUCACCAGUAGUCCAGUGCUCACGAGCUUUAUGUGCACAGAAUAUUUUCAUUAUUUUCUACUGUAUUGCUUUUAAAGUUGCAAUAUGAAAUUGUCAGAUGAAGAAACAGUGGAGUUGAACGGCUGCCGGUCGCCUUUUACAAUAAAUCUGUCUGCAAAUUAACAGGGUUUCCCCUUAUUUUUAAGGACAGCGAUAGAUGACAUAAUGAAAUCAGGGAAUUGAUGACAAAAAAAAAGUUUUGCACUGCAUGGUUUGUAUGUGAAUGGAUAGGGGUUUGCUAGAUUUCUGAAGAAGUUCAGAUCAGAAUCAAUACACAAGUAUUUUUCUUGUCCCUCCACCCCCUCCUUUUUUUUUUUAAUAUUAAAAUGUCAAUGGAUCAUCUAAUUGCAAACACUUUAAUAUUUGUGGUAUUUCGUGUUGGGAGCAGCUUCUGUAUAAUUCAGCCAUCUCAACAUGUUCUUUCAUGUUUUUAAGUCCAGAGGUUCAGUACAAGCAUAGUAGGAAUAGGGAGGAAUUUAUAUUAAAAAUACACUCCAGUUCUCAUUUUCAGCUCUUUAGUAACAACCUGAGCCAACGGGCUGAGCAUGAGGUUUUUCCAUUUUGCUGGAAUCAAGGAACAUGAUGUCAGCAAUAAUCUGAUUCCUUUUACAUGUCUGUGGAGCAACUGAACAAAAACUGAAUGCAGUCCUCUUUCCCCCCCAUUUUUAAUCUACAGAAUACUAUGUAAAGGAUACAUCAUGCCAAUUAAACUCCAUUUCUGAAUGCA
This is a messenger RNA of Maylandia zebra (zebra mbuna), 5862 nucleotides long. RefSeq names its product phosphatase and actin regulator 1. The record is from RefSeq and is a predicted model, not a curated record. Gene Ontology annotation, molecular function: actin binding. Gene Ontology annotation, biological process: stress fiber assembly; cell motility. NCBI's taxonomy places the organism in Eukaryota, Metazoa, Chordata, Actinopteri, Cichliformes, Cichlidae.